Molecule: messenger RNA, 1683 nt
Organism: Olea europaea var. sylvestris
Lineage: Eukaryota; Viridiplantae; Streptophyta; Magnoliopsida; Lamiales; Oleaceae
Product: UDP-glucuronate:xylan alpha-glucuronosyltransferase 1-like
Exons: 3
Coding region: 1-1683 (560 amino acids)
Biological process (GO): xylan biosynthetic process
Molecular function (GO): glycosyltransferase activity
Source: RefSeq, a predicted model, not a curated record
AUGCUAGCUUAUAUAUUGAAGCCACAUUUUGUGAACAGGUGGAUAUGGAGCGAGUUGGAUCCUCGAUACGUAUCAGAUUUAGACAUCAAUUGGCAUGAUAUUUUAAGAGCACUGGAGCAGUUACCUGAAGAUAAUAAGAUUCGACGAGUAGGACUUCUCAAUUUUGAUAAGAGCGAAAUCCAUCAAUGGAAACAGCUUAUUCCCACGGCUAAUCACGAAGUUCUACACCUGGAUUAUGCCCAGAAAAACAUUACUUGGGAUUCCUUGUAUCCUGAAUGGAUUGAUGAAGAACAGGAUGACAUAGUUCCUAGUUGCCCUCGUCUAUCUAACCUUAAAGUCCCAAGACAUCGCCCUGAUCUUGUUUCUGUCAAACUCCCUUGUCGUAAUAAAGUGAAUUGGUCGAAAGAUAUUGCUCGACUACACUUGCAGAUAUCAGUGGCUGGUUUAGCUGCCUCUUGCAAAGGUAGAUACCCUGUUCAUCUUUUUUUAAUUACAAAGUGCCCACCGAUACCAAACUUGUUCACGUGCAAGGAUCGAGUUGUUCGUGUUGGCAACAUGUGGUUAUAUAAACCGAACAUGGAUGUGCUUAGAAAAAAGCUUCAGCUUCCAAUAGGAUCAUGUGAACUUGCACUUCCCCUUGGAGCCAAAGCACAGGAUUACACCAGAAACAGGCAACGAGAGGCUUACGCUACCGUCCUGCACUCGGCCAACGUCUAUGUGUGUGGAGCCAUAGCUGCAGCCCAGAGCAUCCGCAUGGCUGGAUCCACCAGGGAUCUCAUUAUCCUUGUCGAUGACACAAUCAGCGAAUACCACAAAAGUGGACUCGAAUUAGCAGGCUGGAAAAUCCGAAUAAUACAAAGAAUCAGAAAUCCUAAGGCCGAAAAAGAUGCCUACAACGAAUGGAACUACAGCAAGUUCAGAUUAUGGCAACUUACAGAUUAUGACAAAAUAAUCUUCAUCGAUUCCGAUCUGCUUAUUCUCAAAAACAUCGAUUUCUUGUUUUCGAUGCCAGAAAUCUCUGCAACGGGGAACCAUGGAACACUUUUCAAUUCUGGAGUAAUGGUGAUUGAGCCAUCGAAUUGCACAUUCCAGUUUUUGAUGGAUAAUAUUAAUGAAAUUGAAUCAUAUAAUGGUGGAGAUCAGGGAUACCUGAAUGAGGUUUUCACAUGGUGGCAUAGAUUUCCUAGGUAUAUGAAUUUCUUGAAGAAUUUUUGGGUUGGGGACGAUGAAGAAGUAAAGCAGAAGAAAAUUCGGCUUUUCACAGCAGAACCACCGGUUAUUUACGUUCUUCAUUAUUUGGGUAACAAGCCAUGGAUGUGCUUUCGUGACUACGACUGCAACUGGAACACAGAUUUCCUACAAGAAUUUGCAAGCGACAUAGCCCACAAGAAGUGGUGGAAACUUCACGACUCCAUGCCAGAAACACUCCAACAGUUUUGUCUAUUGCGAUCAAAACAAAAGGCUCAGUUGGAAUGGGACAGAAGGCAGGCUCAAAAGGCAAACUAUUCUGAUGGGCAUUGGAGAAUCGAAAUAAAAGAUGAACGCAUUGACAAGUGCAUUGAUCCUCCGCAUAAUUGCAACUGGCGAGGCAUGUUGAAUCAUUGGGGGGAGACGCAACCGGCAAACAGUGCAAUGCCUAUUCCCACUCCACCUGCAAUAAAUAUAAGCUCUUUGGGAUUAUAA